Molecule: messenger RNA, 1250 nt
Organism: Anopheles arabiensis
Lineage: Eukaryota; Metazoa; Arthropoda; Insecta; Diptera; Culicidae
Exons: 1
Coding region: 38-1195 (385 amino acids)
Source: RefSeq, a predicted model, not a curated record
CUGGCCACCUCUGCAACGAUUGCAUUCCCACUUCACGAUGGCUUACCGACUGCUGGUGAGCUGUCUGCUACUGCUACAGCUCGUACUAACGCAAGCCGACGGAGGUAGCUUUCUAGCACCGUCCGGCAGUAACUACUGUCCCAUACCGCUGGAAGUGCUGGAGCAGGAGAACGGCACCGCCCCGGCCGACUGGAGCGCCAGCUGCACCCAACGCCGCACGGAGGAUCACGCCAAGGUCGAGCAAGCGGUCGCAGUAAUCAAGGACCACCUGGAGAAGCAGGCGGCCGCCACCAUACCGAUACGGGACGAGUUGCGCCAGUUUGGCGGCACACUGUUACCACUGCUAAACUCCGCCCAGCUCAAGACCGAUGCCGCCGAGCUGGACGAGCUGCGCAUGAGCGUGCUGGUCGCUGCGAUUGAGGCGGGCCGCAUACCAGAAGCGAUGGCGCAGUUCCUCAUGCUGGCCGGCUGGAACCGGUGGCCGCAAAUCGUCGCCCGGAUCUACCAGAACACGAGACGCGACCGGCAGCACAUCGCGAACCUGCUGGAGUUUAUCCGCAUCGUGCCGGCGCGCGACGACCGGGUCGCGUUCUACCACGAGCUGAAGAAGCACAUGGUCUCGAGCAAGGACUACGAGUCGUACCUCGGCGCCCUGUUUGCGGCCGACGCGUUCCAUGUGGUGUACGAGGCGGACGGCAAGACGCCGCUGAACGAGAGCGACGUGAAGGCGCUCUACACCACGAUGCUGGACGGUGCGGGGGCGUACUUCCAGCGGGCCCUGCUAACCGGUGCCAACCGGUACGAUCUGUUCCUGCUCGACGAGCAUCAUCCGCAGCUGUUCGACCUGCUGUUCGACCGCAUCGUGAACGUGUCCCAGGCGGAUAUGCGCAAGUUCAACUCGUGGCAGAUGAUGGGAGCGCUCUGCCGCGUGCACCGGCCAAUGUCAAAGGUGCAGCUGUUCCGCAAGACCGCCUACCUGCUGCUGGACCACUUCAAGUGGGAGAAGGAGAACGAGUACUACGCGCCGAUGCUGGCCGGCUACUUCGAGGUGUGCCUGCCGGAGAUCCGGAAGGAUCCAGCCACCGCCGGUCUCGUCACGGAGGUGCAGAACAUCUUCGACCGCUACAAGAAGGGGAUGAACUACAAGAGCAUCUCGCACAUCAUUGGCAAGAACAUCCACGCGUACGCUGGGUAGGGUUCUGGGUAAAGAAUAAAGUGACCGACAUGUAUAAUGCAGCCAUUUCCAUCAA